Molecule: messenger RNA, 891 nt
Organism: Heterobasidion irregulare TC 32-1
Lineage: Eukaryota; Fungi; Basidiomycota; Agaricomycetes; Russulales; Bondarzewiaceae
Exons: 3
Coding region: 1-891 (296 amino acids)
Source: RefSeq, a predicted model, not a curated record
AUGGGUAAAGAGACCUCGCACACAUCACGUCCUCGAAGUUCUUUGUCGAGUACAAAUGUCGCUGCACAAUCAUGGCCUGAGGAACGCGCGCGAACCACACUUCCUCUCUCCUCUUCUUCGCCAGAGCUUUCCUCUACCCACUCCUCAAUCCCAUUUCCAUCUGAUCCAUAUGCACACCUCUCGAGCACCCCUUGGACACUUCCAGAGUACCUUGAACUACUCUCACUCGUCCACUACGUCUCCCACCACGAUUCCACUUACGAUAUAUGCCUUGACGGCGACCACCACGACUGGAGUCGCAUAGCAAACAUGCUCAACUCCCUACGCCCUUCUACUUCCGGACCCCUACGCUCAGCCUGGGACUGCUGGCAUCGGCUCACUGUGCCCUGGAUCCGAGCUCCGUCCACCUCAGUCUCCGAAGAGGAAAGAGCAAGUAGUUCUCUAUUUUCUCACGCACCCGGAGUGCAGCAUUCCUACAAAUUCGUCGACCUGGCGCAGCUGAUCGACGUCUAUGACAUGCUUGCGCGCGUCCUGGCGACCGCACUCGAUGAUCCAAUACAAGCGCUUCCCCCCGUAUCUUCUGCGACGGCAGUAUCUCCGCACUGCACACCGCCAUCCGGCCGCCAUUGCCAUCCUGAAUACCCGGGGCCCGGAGAACCCCCGAAUGUUCCACCGCAUACCUUUGGAGAUCCUCACGACUGGGGCCUGUCUCCGUGGUUUCAGAUGUGCGCCGUGAACAGAACCGCUCUGGGUCGGAUCAUGGACGCAGCCAGAACCGAACGUCCUGAUCGGCAUGCCCUUCCACCUGACCCAACAAUCAAGCUGCCUGCCCACCUGCGAAAUGCCAUCCCGCCCCCUUCGCCGGUCAUGGUCAAUGCGCGACACCGGUGA